Messenger RNA from Trichobilharzia regenti, 2124 nucleotides. Lineage: Eukaryota; Metazoa; Platyhelminthes; Trematoda; Strigeidida; Schistosomatidae. The record is from the annotation of a GenBank genome assembly.
AUGUCUCUUGGUAGCGAAGCAUGUAUUCUCAAACUCAGAAAAGAAGUCAAUCUGCUUCAUGAUUUUGUUGAAAAGCUCAACAGACGCGCAAAAAUGAGGAAGGCAUACUCGUGGAAGUUUCCUGGAAAAUCAGCGCUGGAGAUAAAAAUUCAUUCAGUUCUAUCCAAGUGUAACUAUUCUCAAACUAACCAAUCAUCAAAUACCAUAUUGCACGUAGUUUUGCUUGAGAUGAUAAUCGAUAGGUGCUUACUUAUCUUUCAAAUCCUGAGCCAUAUAUGCAAGGUAGAUGCCCUUUACUCCUAUCCAUAUUCUGAAGACGUGAAUUCAUUGGGCGCUUGCGUCAGUGAGCACAUAUCGACUGUCUAUGCUCUUACAGAUGCGAUCAAUGCUAAUAACGAAGCAAAAGAAAAUGGUGAAAAGAAAGACGACAGUAUUUGCUGUCAGUUGAACAGUCCCCUAACGGAUAAAUACGUGGACAGCACAAUGGCUGCUGAAGCUCUGAAGUGGAUUUCUGAUGUAGAGCGUUUCUAUAACUUUCCUUCUCAAAUGCCAUCAAAAUGUACUGGUAAUAAUGUCGAAAUAACAACCAAAUCUCAGGAAUGUCAGACUGAUGCUGGUCUAAGUCGUAGUGAUACUUAUUCACCGAUCUUUUCCUCCAUCAUUCAAGUUUUAGCAAAGUGCCUGGUAAAGCCAAUGGAUACGUACAAUUUACCUUCAGAAACUGGACGAUUCAUACGUGAAGUCAACAAUAUACCAUCAAGAAAUAACUAUAACUUAGAGGAGUUAAAGUCUCUGCUUUUGUUUAUUGAAAGGGAUUUGUUACGUCUUAUAAAAUAUCUGGAUUUGAACAGUUCAUCUAGUAAGAAUAUGAAAGACCAAUUAGAAUCAAUGAAAAGUGAGAAUAGUCGAUUGUCAAAGGAGCUUUCAGAUGCGCAGAAUGAAUAUAACAAUCUCAAUGACAAAUUAUCUAAAGAAUUGAGUGAAUUAAAUAAGAAUUAUAAAAAAGCGCAAAAAGAGAAUUCAAAAUUUAAAACCAACUUCGAGGAUUUAAACAAAGCGUUAAAGGUUAAAGAUACGCGAAUACAAGAAUUAGAAAAUCAAUGUCAAGCAUUGGAAAGCAAUUUGGAUCAAAUUGAAAAGCUACUUAAUACCGAUGUGGAUCAACUAAAUGACGAUAAUUUACCAUCAAAAUCACCUCCAUCAUCAUCGUUAUCAAAUAUUCAUUCAUGUAUUCUAGAACUUCAGAGGAAACUGGAAUCUACUACAAAAGAUUAUCAGUCUGCCUUGAAACAAUUAAAAGUCAACGAAAUGGAGAAUCAAAAUAUGAAUUCACAAUUUACGAUGCUCACUAAGAAACAUGAAAAACUUUUAUCACGAAUAAAUGAACUAACUGACAUCAAUGAAAAAUUAGAAGAACAAAUGAAAGAUAAUAAUAAUUCGAUGGAAAAUCUGAACUCUGAGAUAAAUAAUUAUAAAAGUAAAAUACAAAAGUUGGAGAAAUCAAUACAAGAGAUCAAGAAUAAAUCGACUGAAAAUGAGAGCGUUAAAAGUCAAAUUCAAAUGAAUCUUGAACAAGCGAAAUUGGAAAAUAAUGAAUUGUGUCAAAAGUUGAAUAAAUUGAAUGAAGAUGUUUUACAUAUGGCUCAAUAUCCUGAUUUAAAUGGACCAAUUGUGUUUGGAAAUGAAAACUGUGUAAAAUCUGUUCAUGAAGAAUUAGAAGGACAAAUUCAAGCCAAUGAAAUCCGUAUUACUUUAUUAACAGAACAAACUAAACGUUUACGUAAUGCCUUAUUAGUUAUGAACGAAAAGCACGAUGCAAAUAACCAUAUGAUGCAAUUAAUAAAACAAGACGAUACAGAAUUGCUUGAUCAUUUAACACUGAACAAUAUUACACCGAGUAUAAGUAGAUCAAAUUCUUCUAUUUUAUCAAUUGACAAAAUUUCAACAGAAAAUCAAUCAACAAAAGAAGAGGCUUCAUGCAUACGUUCUAAAACAUAUACAAAAUCAAAAAUUAUAUCGAAUGCAUCUGCUGAGAAUCACUCAAAUAUACAAUUAUGGUCUGGUCCAAGUACAACAACAACAACAAAAGGAUCAAAUCGUCCACGAUCUAAAAGAGUGAAGUGA